AUGCAUCUUAAAUCUUACGUGACCGCCGCUCUAUACGGGCUGCCCGCCCUGGCAAGUGCGGCACCACCGCCUCCACCCUCGCACCCUGCGCCUCCCGCGCCGCCUGCGAUGGGAAGUGGUCCCGGCGCUGAUGCCGCCCACACGAAGACCUACACGAUCAAGGCGGAGAACAUCACCGCGAAGCUGAUUCCGCACGGCGCGCGACUCACCUCCUUGCUAGUCCCAGACCGCAAUGGAAACGUCCAGGAUGUCGUCGUCGGCUACGACGACCCGAAGGAGUAUCUGCAUGACAGUCAGACGAUUCGCUCCUUCUUCGGCCCGGUCGUCGGUCGCUACGCAAACCGUAUCAAGAACGGCACGUUCACCAUCGACGGCAAUGACUACCACGUUCCCGAGAAUGAGAACGGCGGCGCCGACACACUCCACGGAGGUGUUGUCGGAUACGACAUGCGCAACUGGACCGUCACCGCGCACAGCGAGUCCUCCGUCACCUUCACUCUCUUCGACGAAGGCUUCCAGGACUUCCCCGGCGACGUCGUCUCCCACGCGACAUUCAGCGUGUCCACCGAAAAGAGCCCCCAAAACCCCAAAGGUCUUCCGCAGCUAACCACCAAGCUGGUCUCUCUUUCCCUGACCGAGAAAACACCCAUCAUGCUCGCAAACCACAUCUUCUGGAACCUGAACGCCUUCAGAGAACCCACCGUGCUCAAGGACACAAGUCUCCAACUCCCCCUCUCGCACCGCUUCAUCGGCGGCGACAGCAUCCUCAUCCCCAACGGCACAAUCCACGACGUCAAAACCGCCUACGGCGGCGCAUUGGAUUUCACAAGCCCCAAGCUCAUCGGCAAGGACAUCGAAAAGACUGCCGGGCUAUGCGGUGCCGGCUGCACAGGCUACGACACCUGCUUCCUCGUCGACAGACCCCCGACCAGCGCACCAAACUCCUUCGAUACCGUCCUGCACGCUGAGUCUAGCACGACCGGUAUCAGCCUCGAUGUCGCGACUAACCAGGCUGCCGUGCAGAUUUACACUUGCGAUGGACAGGACGGCACAAUCGCUACCAAGGAGUCGCAAGCUAAGCGCAAUAAGGCGGAGACUGGACAUGCUGGCGCCAGUGUUGUUAACCAGUAUGGUUGCUUUGUUAUUGAGACUGAGGAUUGGAUUGAUGGCAUCAAUAACCCCGAAUGGGGUCGCGUUCCCUACCAGGUCUUUGGACCCGAGGAUGGGCCUGCUGUCAACUGGGCUACCUACCAGUUUGGUACUGUCUAG
Molecule: messenger RNA, 1269 nt
Organism: Penicillium bovifimosum
Lineage: Eukaryota; Fungi; Ascomycota; Eurotiomycetes; Eurotiales; Aspergillaceae
Product: aldose epimerase family protein
Exons: 1
Coding region: 1-1269 (422 amino acids)
Biological process (GO): beta-D-galactose catabolic process via UDP-galactose, Leloir pathway; glucose metabolic process
Molecular function (GO): carbohydrate binding; aldose 1-epimerase activity
Source: RefSeq, a predicted model, not a curated record